UCAGGCGAAUUCCAAAUGAAAUUCAACCUCCCUGACAUCAUCAAAAAAGUUGAGGGACUGGAGACACUUACUGUCCCCUUCACCAAGCAGGAGAUAGAUGUGAUCGUUAACGAAAUGCCGACCGACCGAGCUCCAGGACCAGAUGGUUUCUCUGGUAUCUUUAUCAAAAAAUGCUGGCAUAUUAUUAAGAACGACUUCUAUGAUCUAUGUAACCAGUUCUAUGAGGGGACCCUAAAUCUUGAAAGCAUCAAUGAGGGGUUUAUUACACUCAUUCCUAAGGUUCGCUCCCCAGAGAAUGUCUCUGAUUUUAGACCAAUCACUUUGUUGAAUUGUUGUCUUAAGAUUCUCACAAAACUUCUUGCCAACCGACUACAAAAGCUCAUUCUUAAAAUCGUUCAUCGAAACCAAUAUGGAUUCCUAAAAGGCCGAUCACUACAGGACUGUCUCGCCUGGGCGUUCGAAUAUAUCCAUCAGUGUCAAGCCUCCAAGGAAAAGAUCAUCCUCCUAAAACUGGAUUUCGCAAAGGCCUUUGAUACGAUCGAACAUGAGGUUAUGCUUAUGAUUAUGCAGCAUAUGGGAUUUGAUGACAGAUGGCUCAAUUGGGUAAAAUGCAUUUUCUCCUCUGUUGGGCUCAAGAUAAACUUCCACAAGUCCACACUUAUCCCAAUCAACUGUGAGGCUGCCUGCUACAAUGAGCUCUCCAAUAUCUUUGGAUGUAAUGUUGGUUCCAUGCCCUUCACUUACCUAGGGUUACCUCUCGGGACAACCAAGCCCUCAGUUCAAGAUUUAAUGCCGCUUGUUUGUACAAUGGAACGUCGGGUGUCAAGCACUCUGACCUUGAUGUCGUAUGGAGCCAGGCUAUCUCUACUCAAUACCAUGAUCACUUCACUAGUCAUCUUUGCUUUGUGCACUCUCAGACUGCCACCAAAGAUAAUUGAACUGCUUGAUAAACUGCGAAGGAAGUGUUGGUCCACAUACUAUACAAACAAAAUCCCCCAUGCCAUGGAACCAUGCGGAUCAUUCUGGUGGAGAGAUGUUCUCAAGCUCACCCUGAUUUACAGAGGGAUUUCUAAAGCCAUUGUGCAUGAUGGAGCUACAGUGCUCAUGUGGAAAGACCUGUGGCUCGACGCCACUCUCGAUGAAAAGUACCAGCGCGCCUUCUCCUUUGCAAAAAAUGAAGAUAUUUCGGUUAAGGAUUUCCUGGGAUCCACAUCUCUGCAUGAAACGUUUCACCUCCCACUAUCAGUCCAAGCAAUGCAAGAAAUCCGUGAUCUUCAGCAAGAGGUGAGGCAUGUUGGCAACGCUACUGAUCCGACCCCCCACGAUAACUGGACUUACUGUUGGGGCUCAGUGGAUUUUAAGGCGAUCAAAUACUACAAAUUCUAUUUUUGAGAGGUGUAGGCACAUCAAUCAUACAAGUGGCUCUCGGCGGCCAGGUCAACGCUCAAAAUUAAGGUCUUUGGGUGGCUUCUUCUCUCUGACCGCUUAAACACACGUAACAUGCUAAAGAGGAGACACUACAAUAUUGGAGACGAUUACAACUGCCUUCUUUGUGAUCAGCAAAUUGAAGAGACUGUCGAACACAUGAUCUUCCACUGCCCCUUUAGCCAACGAUGUUGGUCCAUUCUAGGGAUAACUUGGCAGCAAACUGGUUCAAGGCUUCGGUGGAUCAGCAUGGCAGCUCAUGAUUGGAGCAGUCCCAUGUUCAUGGAUGUUUUCCUUCAAGCGGCUUGGAGCAUUUGGAAAGAGAGGAAUAACAAACAUUUCAGAAGCAUCCCACCAACUAUUCUAUCAUGGCUCCAACGUUUCAAACAUGACUUUGCCUUGCUCCAACAUAGAACCAGAGAAGAUGUGAGAGACUUUAUUCUCUCUUUUGUAAUUAGCUUAGAACCCCCAUAUAAAGUAGUAGUAGCCCUAGCCUCCACAGGUGGAGGUAAGGCGCCAGGUAAAAACGCCAUGUACAUUGUACCCUGCUUUUGA
This is a messenger RNA of Triticum dicoccoides, 1980 nucleotides long. RefSeq lists its product as uncharacterized. The transcript has 3 exons. Lineage: Eukaryota; Viridiplantae; Streptophyta; Magnoliopsida; Poales; Poaceae. The record is from RefSeq and is a predicted model, not a curated record.